AUGCGUCGUGGAGUCGUUUUGGAGAACAUUUCGCAUCUAUCUAUCCAUCUAUCUAUCUAUCUAUCUAUCUAUCUAUCUAUCUAUCUAUCUAUCUAUCUAUCUAUCUGCAAAGGCGUGCCGAAAAUUGAAUUUUUACAUUCAUUUUAUUCUCUCUAUUUCUCUUCUUCCUCGUUUGUAGCUUCUUCUUUUACUGUUGUUAUUUCUGUUGUUUUCCACUCUGACCUUCCAGUUUUGUUACAAUCCAUUUUCUUUUGUUUCUUUCUUUCACAAUAUUCCUUCAUGUUUUGUUUCCUUUGUUAUAAAGUUUCUUUCAGAACAUUGAUUCAUAUUCUUUCUUUCUCACUUUCUUUCUUUCUUUUAUCUUUCUUCCAGAACAUUGAUUCAUAUUCUUUCUUUGUUCUUUCUUUCUUUUUUCUUUCUUUCAGAACACUGAUUCAUAUUUUUCUUUCUUUCUUUUUCCCUUUCAGAACAUUGAUUCAUAUGGUUCUCUCUUUCUUUCUUUAG
This is a messenger RNA of Acanthosepion pharaonis, 504 nucleotides long. NCBI's taxonomy places the organism in Eukaryota, Metazoa, Mollusca, Cephalopoda, Sepiida, Sepiidae. The record is from the annotation of a GenBank genome assembly.